GUGACGCACCUGAGACGAUAGGAUUUCCGGAUUUCUAGGGGUUUCGGGGGUUUCAUGGAUUUUUCGCUUCUGCUUUUAGGUAGUGGGCACUGGGCAGAGGCCGGUCGUAAAACUUAUAUUGUUAAUUGGAAAUAGCUGCUAAUCAGCUUUCAAGAUGAACCGUAUGUCCUGGCAAGAUGUGGCGGAGCGGUACCGCCGCUGGAGGGAGGACAACUCCCGCAACAGUGACCUGAUCGUUCAGCUCUGGGAGGAGGUACUCUGCGCCAAGGUCGACAAACUCGGGGAUGAGAAGUGGAUGGUACUGGAACAGGUGGCCGUGGCCGCGCUGGACCUGCACAAGAUGACCGUGGCAGAAGACUGUCUGGUGAUGUUGUCCAAACAGUUCCCCGGCAGCCAGCGCGUCAGGAAACUCAAGGCGCUCAGACUGGAGGCCCUGGAAAGGUAUGAGGACGCCAAUGACGUGUAUGACGCCAUCCUGCGCAAGGACGAGACCAACACGGUGGUCCGGAAGCGGAAGAUCGCCAUCCUGAAGUCGCUGGGGAAGACGUCGGAGGCCAUCAGGGAACUGGUCGAGUACCUGAAAAAGUUCAUGUCGGACACUGAGGCGUGGAUGGAGCUCUCUGACCUCUACAUCAGCGAGCAGGAUUACGCCAAGGCCGCCUACUGCAUGGAGGAGCUGCUGCUGCACAACCCCCACCACCACCUGUAUUUUCAGAAAUACGCCGACAUUAAAUAUACACAGGGCGGCUUUGACAAUGUGGAGGUGGCACGCUCCUACUACUCGAGAGCUGUGAAACUGAGCUCCGCCAACAACAUGAGAGCCCUCUACGGGCUACUGCUGUGCUGCUCUCAGAUCGCCAACUCACCCAAAGCUCAGGCUCAGAAGAAGAAAGAGAACACCAAGAUCGGCCAGUGGGCCGCGCAGUGUAUCUCAGACAAGUACCGUGAGGCGAGUGGCUCUGAGGACAACCAGCCCGUGGAACAGCUACUGGGGGCGCUCACACUCAGCUAGUUGGAUGGAUAGCUAGACUUCUGGCAUGAUAGAUAGACCGACUGCUGGGCGGGCGAUCAGCUGGUCCAGUUGGACGUCCAACUAGCCAAACAGCUAGUUGGAGGUCAACUAGUGUUGACAGUCAGCGACACUGAUUCAGUUAGAUUGGAGGCCCACCGAUCUGACUCUCAGUAUGUUGACCUGUCUGAUAGUGCGACUGUCACAGAUGAACGGUUCACUGAACUGGCUAGCCGCUGUGACUGAACUGUGACACGGACUAAAGCCGACGAUGGCUAACCUAUGGAAAAAUGGUGGCACCGACAUAGCGAACAGAACAGGACAGGCGUGGAGCUUGCAUACGACCAAGGACGGAUGGUGGUAAAGGUGGUAUUAAAACGGAGACAUAACCGUGAUCAUUUGAUCACAGCAGGUGUUUGUACUGGUGAGUCGAGCUCGUGAAAGAUGGAGCGCUAGCACCGUCUGAGCUGGUCGAAUUGUGCCCAUGGUGACCUCUUGACCCAUAGUUGUCCUACAAUUUAGCGUUUAUCCUAUUAAUUGUAUGCCGCAAUGCUACGAAAGAUAGUGUGAAAGACUUGACAAGUAUGCGGCAUCCUCGGAAUUCGGUCUAAUAACAAGCCACGUUUAUGUUGCACUUGUGUCUUGCCAUGCCACGGAGGAAUCCCAUUGUGUAUACGCACGCGCCACUCUGUGUUUCUGUGCCGCUCGAUUAUUCCCAUGUGUAAUUAUGUGCGUUAUGUUCAUUGGUCCGUGUGUCGUGUAUUGGUAUCGGUAAACGAUUAUGGGCGCGGCGUGGUGAUUGGCUGGUUGCGUGUGUACUCUGUCAGACGGCGUGUCAUUUCCGUGAUUGAGAACAGAAGCGUGCAGUGAUUAGUGGGUGCGUGUAAUCGCUCGUGUGGCGCCAUGAGUUAUUUCUGUGGUGAUUUAUGGCGUUAUGUCAUCUUACUCUACUCCGGUAAAUAACGUCCCGAAAUGAAAUAAUUUACAGGUUUAUUGUGGCACGCUAAGUGUAGCAUCAUGCCGAUGUUGGUAUUUGUGUUAUUCUUGUGUUGUGUGUGACAAAUAUGAAAUACACGACCAUAAGCCC
Messenger RNA from Amphibalanus amphitrite, 2096 nucleotides. Its product is annotated as ER membrane protein complex subunit 2-like. Gene Ontology annotation, biological process: protein folding in endoplasmic reticulum. Gene Ontology annotation, cellular component: EMC complex. NCBI's taxonomy places the organism in Eukaryota, Metazoa, Arthropoda, Thecostraca, Balanomorpha, Balanidae. Bases 155 to 1012 code for a protein of 285 amino acids. The record is from RefSeq and is a predicted model, not a curated record. The transcript has 9 exons. Gene Ontology annotation, molecular function: protein binding.